CGGCGAUUCUCAAUCAAUUGGGUCUACUGAACGCCCCUGAGCUUUGCUUGAGCUUGAUCAAGUGCGCCAGUGCCACAGGCGCGUUACGGGCGUCUACACAAACAUCCUUUCCUCCUUCGACCAUGUCGGCUUCAACCCCUCCACCGCAGACCACCGGCACCAGUGCCAGCCGCCAUGCACUCAAUGCCGUCGACAAGCAGCGUGCACAGCUGGAGAGGCUGCUCAAAGAUCCGGCCAAGCCCGCCUAUGUCCCCGCGCCGCCGAAGGAGAAGACCAUCCGGCCUGCGCGAGAGAUGAUGAAGAACGUGCAGGGCUCGAGUGCCGGCGCGGGCAGUGGAGAGUUCCAUGUGUACAAGGCUAGCAGACGGAGAGAGUACGAGAGGCUGAAGCUCAUGGACGAGGAGUCGCAGAAGGAGGUAGAAGAGGCCGAGUUUGAGCGCAAGCGGAAGGAGCGCGAGGAGCAAGCACAAGCAAAGACGACCAAGAACAGGGCAAAGAGGCAGAAGAAGAAAGAGCGCGCGAAAGGCAAGGGUACGGAGAAGGAGUCAGCGGCCGCUGGCCCGUCUGCGGACGUGUCAGACGUCCCGUUGAAGAAGCGACGGCUCAUCAGCGGAAAGGAACUCGUCUUCAGGAGGCCAGGCGAGGAAAGCGACGAGGAGGAAGAGGACGUCGGGCCUGUGCCUGCUGAAUCGGCUGCGGACGCUGGGGACGAUCCUGCCAAGGACGCAGCUCACCUACCGGUGGUCGACGCACCGCGGAUCACUAUCCAUGAAGAAGAUCCUCUGUGAUCUGUUUGGCGUCAUUCUUACUGCAGGGUGUCAGUCGAUCUGGCUCCUUGCGGACUCUACAUCCAUAGUACGGGUUGCGCCGCUACUGUAAUCGGGGACUGUUGGAAGGACGCUCGUGCGACAUCAG
Molecule: messenger RNA, 915 nt
Organism: Rhodofomes roseus
Lineage: Eukaryota; Fungi; Basidiomycota; Agaricomycetes; Polyporales; Fomitopsidaceae
Product: DUF1168-domain-containing protein
Exons: 3
Coding region: 123-788 (221 amino acids)
Biological process (GO): negative regulation of protein kinase activity
Cellular component (GO): nucleolus
Molecular function (GO): double-stranded RNA binding; protein kinase inhibitor activity; protein kinase binding
Source: RefSeq, a predicted model, not a curated record